GGCGGACGCGUGCCCAAACAUCUGCUCCCGCGCUUCGUCAAAACACAUGGCCCGCCUCCAGCCCGCCGCCAAACGCCGAGACCGGUUGUUUGCGUCGCAGCCGACUACCGACAGUCAAACGUCGUCGUCAUCGCGAGCGCACGCCAGGAGACCGUACCGCGGUGAUAGUGAUCGUAAUAACAAUAAUAAUAUCGCUACCGUCCCGAUCAUCGAGUGUGGCGCUGGAACGGAGGAUUUUCCAGGACGAUAUUUAUACGUUUAUAUAAUAUUGUCGAAUCACGGCACCAGCGGAGCAGCACCAUGUCGCGCGGCUACUACAAUGGCGGUUACAACCACGCGUGCGAAGUGGACCAACACCACCGGUACGAAGAGAUACCGGACAUCGAUCCGUCCAUGGACUUCCUGCAGGCCGACGACACGUCCGCUUCUUUCUACUACAUGGAGUCGCCAACACGGUUGCGCAGGUCUUCGGACGCCGCGGACCCUGCCGAACGGACGUUGCUCCUGCGCGCCCAACAGCACAACCACUACCAACAGCUACAGCAACUGCAGAUGAACGGGUGCCCGCCCCCGCUCCCGGCCGCCCGAGCCAGGCGCAACACUCCGCCACCCGCGGCCGGCGGUGACCGGUCCGUGGCGGCCGUGACGCCGUGCAAAGCCAGACGCCGGUUGGACGUGUACGGUGACGCGUCAGGCACCGUCAGCCUCCCGUCCACGCCGUCCGGAGCCGGCCGAACCGCCGACGUGUUUGCACCGAUGGUGGCGCAAACGGCGGCCGCGUUCAGACCGGUCACCGUGCGCCGCGCCCGGUCGUCGGCCGCACUCUACAACAAACACAAGCGGCCGCCCGAGUUUCUGUCCGAAUACAAUCUGGACACGUGCGUGCCGGUGACCGGCGUCCAGUACGACCGGCCCAGGAACACGGCCGUCAUACAACCCAUCUACAAUAAGGCACCGCUGCCGUCCGUGUUUCAGGUUGAAGAGAAAACGACGCCGCAUCAGGCCGAGUCACCCGCCAAGCCGUCGUGGUCGCGGACUCCGCCGGCCCGGACGCCCGUCCAAUCGCUGCCCGUGUGCACGCUGUGGUCGGCCGCCAUGGUGUUGGUGGUGUCAGGCACGGCCAGCUGCAUGCUGUGCUUCUACCUCAUGUCCCGGCGUGGCCGGCUGUACUAUCUGAACGCCGGGCUGCUGGCGGCCGCCGUGUGCCUGGUGCUCGGGUUCCCCGGCUUCCGGUCGCAGCAAUGGCGGUGGCUGCCCAACCGCAACUACGUGACCGGUUACAUACUGGUGGCCCUGUUCAGCGCGCUGGAGACGUGCGCGCUGUGGCUCAUGUGCCAGAGCACCGUGCUGGACCCCGCGCUUAACGACAUCGGGGCCGGCGUCGUGUGCGGCAUAUCCGCCCUGUCCGUCACGCUCGCCUGUCUGGGCGUCAGCACGUCGUACUGUUGCCGGUACCCGCCGCCCGACAACCGGGUCGCGCACGCCGUCGAGGGGUUCGUCGUGUAGACGGUGUAGGUGUGCGCCCACACCCAUCCCCGGGAUUAGUAAUGUCUUUUAUCAUUGUUAUCAAUCUCUUACGCGUCCCGAGUGAUUGUACCCAUCCGCUGCUGUUAAGGACUCUCGUUCGUUGUACAUAUAUAUAUAUAUAGUUAUUUUUAAUUUCAGCAUAAUAUAAAUUUGUAUAUAAUUAUGUAUAUAACAUUAGUUUUUCGACGCGUGAUAGCAAUUCACGGCGUAGGCGACGAGUCUCGAGCACAACAAAUUCCAAUAAACACGAGUGUAAUGAGUAUACAUAUAAUAAUAUUGUAAAUAGCGGUAAACUAUCGCGUCGAAAUUAUUGCCAAAAAUUGUAUUUAUAACACCUAUGCGUCUGUAUUGUAUAAUAUGCGUAUGUACUACAGUGCGAAUAGAUAAGAAAUUAAAAUGUUUUGAAUAUUUAAAAAUAAUAUUACAACGAGUGAAUAUUGCAACUAAGAUAAAUAACGGUACUUAUUACAAAUAAUUCGAUGCUAUAUUGUCGUUCGUCAGCAUUAAGUAAACUAUUUUACUUAUUUUUUAAUUUUACGAAAACCAUAAGGAUAUUGUUCGAUUUACGUUUUUUUGUAUUAUCAUACCUAUUCCAGUACAUAUAACGUAAAAGCUAUUAUUUGAAAAAAGCAACUUCCUUCGAACUUAAACUUUCAUACAUUCAACUUAAUAACUAGACCUAGUGCUCGAGUUAUCUACGAACUAUAAAAAUUAAUACUUACCUACAUUACAAACGAAUAAUUUUUUUUGCUUACAUAAUCAUCUGUUAAAUAUAUUUUUAAGUAUAAUCGAAUAUUUACCUAAUGUGUGUACAUAGUCAUAAUAAAUAUUGGACAGCAAAUCAUACAAA
Metopolophium dirhodum (rose-grain aphid) is the source of this 2377-nucleotide messenger RNA. RefSeq lists its product as uncharacterized. Lineage: Eukaryota; Metazoa; Arthropoda; Insecta; Hemiptera; Aphididae. The record is from RefSeq and is a predicted model, not a curated record. The coding region runs from base 301 to 1506 and encodes 401 amino acids. The transcript has 3 exons.